This is a messenger RNA of Penicilliopsis zonata CBS 506.65, 804 nucleotides long. RefSeq lists its product as hypothetical. Gene Ontology annotation, biological process: mycotoxin biosynthetic process. Lineage: Eukaryota; Fungi; Ascomycota; Eurotiomycetes; Eurotiales; Aspergillaceae. The coding region runs from base 139 to 762 and encodes 207 amino acids. The record is from RefSeq and is a predicted model, not a curated record. The transcript is spliced from 3 exons.
CGCUACCAGAAAGUCCCUGUCGAGGAAGAGAUUGGCCAGAGAGCAAGAUCAUCGUCAUUCUCCACAUAUGCAUACCCUAUCGUUACCCUCCUCCUCGUCAGCCUUGCAUUCACAGCGGGGUUUUUCCUCGACCGAGACAUGAAUCGUCGGUGUCUCCGUCGCCAGUCUUUCUACUCCCCCGCUCUGGAUGAGAUUGACAGCACAUAUCACCUGGUACGCUUCAACAGCAGCGUCGGAUAUCGAACCCCAUUUGGGGGCCGGCCAAGCCCGGAAGUAGAUGCCGCCUGGGGCACUCUUGACCAUGUGAACGUGAGGAGUAUCUCAGCCGAGCAGGUGGUGCGCAACGGCGGCUCCCUGGAUGAUGUUCGCCUCCCUGAAGAAAUGGGCGGUGGAUACAUGGCGUCGGACAUGUAUACGCACCAGCUGCACUGCCUCAACUUCCUGCGAAAGGCGACAUACCCAGAAUACUACGCAUCAUCUCACGGUUUCACCGACGCCCCGCAUGUCGUGCGACUUCAUAUGGACCACUGCAUCGAGCUGCUACGUCAGUCGCUGAUGUGCCAGGGCGACGUGGGCCUGUACACCUUUCAAUGGCUGGAGGAGUACCCAGGCCCGUAUCCGCGCUUCAGCACUUGGCACAAAUGUCGCAAUCAGGCCUCUAUCGCAGCCUGGAUUGAACAGGGCGCUAUUCACACCCCGCCCGACUAUCCCUGGCCGCGGGUGCCGGGUUCGGUGGUGUUUCCCGUACCAGAUGCAGAUUAAUAUAGUUAGGGAAUCUAGCCCUAUCAAACUUAAAUAUCUAUG